This is a messenger RNA of Diabrotica balteata, 3068 nucleotides long. Lineage: Eukaryota; Metazoa; Arthropoda; Insecta; Coleoptera; Chrysomelidae. The record is from the annotation of a GenBank genome assembly.
ACUUUAUUUUGAGGUUACGGAUUAAUUUCAAAAUAACAACAAUCUUCUGAUUUUUUUAUUUUAUUAAAUAAAAAUCGAAAAAUGACUUUUACGUGAGUUUUGAUCAUGUUACGAAUACUUGACAAGAAACUAAUAUUUCGAUGCAAUCAUCUUAAUAAACUGUGUAUAAGAAGAUAUGUUAUUUACAACCAGAAAAACCUGGAACUGGAUCAGGCAUAUGUGCCCCACAAAGUGGAGAACGUGACAAAACCGAAUUAUUUCAAGCCUCAACAAAAACAAUCAAGGCCCUUUAUUCUCGUUUUACCUCCUCCUAAUAUUACAGGUACUUUACACAUUGGACAUGCAUUGACUGCUACCAUACAGGAUGUCUUGGUUAGAUGGAAACAAAUGCAGGGUUUUGAAACCCUUUGGAUUCCUGGUACUGAUCAUGCCGGAAUAGCAACUCAAGUUGUUGUUGAAAAGCUUCUAUGGAGCGAAAAUAAACAGACUAGACACAAUAUAGGCAGAGAACUAUUUAUAGAGAAAGUUCAUGAAUGGAGAAAAGAGAAAAGUCCUAUUAUAAGAGAACAACUUCAGAGACUAGGAGUUCUUCUAGAUUGGGAUAGGGAGGUUUUUACUUUAGAUGAACAAAGGUCCAAAGCAGUACAAGAAGCAUUUAUAAAACUAUUUGAAGAGGGCCUAAUAUAUAGAUCGAAAUCUUUGGUGAACUGGUCAUGUGCUCUUAAGUCUGCAAUUUCUGAUAUUGAAGUCGAACAACUUACUUUAACUGGAUCUACCAAUAUUUCAGUUCCUGGUUAUGAAGAACCUGUUGAAUUUGGCAUUCUUACUAAAUUUGCCUAUUUAAUCGAAGGGACAGAAGAGGAAAUUGUUGUGGCUACUACUCGACCAGAAACAAUGUUGGGAGAUGUUGCGAUUGCGGUGCAUCCAGAUGAUUCCCGGUAUGCAAGACUGAUAGGAAAAUUUGCAAAGCAUCCUUUUAGAAAUAAUACAAUACCUAUUAUACCCGACAGUUUUGUAGAUAGGGAAUUUGGAACAGGAGCAGUUAAAAUUACACCCGCCCAUGAUUUCAAUGACUACGAAGUAGGAAAACGACAUUCUUUAGAAAAUAUACAGGUUAUUGAUGAAAAUGGAAAGUUGACGUUAGAAUGUGGAAAAUUCUUCGGGCUUCCUAGAUUUGAUGCAAGGAAAGUCAUUACAAACGAGUUACAACAUUUGGGAUUACUUAGAAGCAGAGAGGAACAUCCUAUGGUCGUGCCUAUAUGCAGCCGUUCUAAGGACAUCGUCGAAUUUUUAAUACGUCCACAAUGGUUUCUAAAAUGCGAUUCGAUGGCCGCAGAAGCCAUUCGAAAUGUAAAAGAAGGCAAACUGUCAAUUGAUCCAAAAAUGAUGGAGAAAACAUGGUUUACAUGGUUAGAAAAUAUAAGAGACUGGUGUAUAUCCAGACAGCUUUGGUGGGGACAUCAAAUUCCAGCAUAUUUGUGUUCGAGUUCAAAGACUGAGGAAACUGUUUGGGUAGCCGCUGAAAGCGCAGAAAUCGCUACCCAAAAAGGAGCGUCCAAAUUGGGUUUACCGGCCAGCGAUGUAAAUGUUAAACGAGAUGAAGAUGUUUUAGAUACUUGGUUUUCUUCUGCUCUCUUUCCAUUUUCUGUGUUUGGUUGGCCACAAAAGACACAAGAUCUCCAGAAAUAUUAUCCAAUAUCUUUAAUGGAAACGGGCCACGAUAUUAUUUUCUUUUGGGUAGCCAGAAUGGUAAUGCUUGGAACGAAAUUAACUGGACAACUUCCUUUUAAUAAAAUUUGUCUACAUGGUAUUGUUUGUGAUUCCCAAGGAAGAAAAAUGUCCAAAAGUUUAGGAAACGUCAUUGACCCACAAGAUGUUAUCCGUGGUGUUAGUUUAAACGAAAUAAACGCUGUUUCUAAAAGAAGUUAUGAAAAAGGAAUUUUAUCUAAAGAAGAAUUUGAAAGAUGUAUACACAGCCAAAAGAAAAUGUUUCCCCAAGGAAUUCCUGAAUGUGGUUCGGACGCUUUAAGAUUUACCUUAGUUUCCCAUAAUAUUAAAAAUAUGUAUAUAAAUUUUGAUGUGAGUGAAUGUUACACGAAUAAACUAUUUUGUAACAAAAUAUGGCAAGCUACCAAAUUUACCAAACAUUGGUUUGCUGAAGUAUCUGGUCGUCAAGAACUAAAAACUGUUGAUUUCGAUCAAUUGGCUGAGGUUGAUUAUUGGAUAUUAAGCAAAUUGACAUUUAUGAUUGACAAAGUUAUUGAUGGGAUAGAAGAUUUCGAUUUUUAUAUUUGUACAAAUGCAUUAAAGAAUUUUUUGUAUUUUGAAUUUUGUGAUAUAUAUUUGGAAACUACAAAAAGAGGAUUACGAUCAUCUGAUAAUGCUAUUGCAUUGGGUCAUUUAUGGACUUUGUUAACGUGUUUAGACAUAUCGUUACGAGCUCUAGCACCAUUUAUGCCAGUUUUAAGUGAACAUUUACAUUCACGUUUACCAGUAUUUCCGGAUCAAGAAAAAGUGCUGGAGUGGCCACAGAAGUUGAACUGGCGUAAUGAACAUCUUGAAAGAACUGUUGAAGAUGUAAUGGAUAUUGUGAUAGCACUAAGAAGGUUAAAAAAGACAUUUAAUAUUAGCUCCAAAAGUGAAUCAAAAGUUCAUUUGGUGGAUUCUUCAAAUCUUCUAAAAAAAUAUCUAAACAUAAUCGAAGAUCUCACGGGCUUUAAAGAUAUUAGGCUAGAUGGAACUUUACCUGAUGAAGUUGUGUCGUGUAGUCUUAAGGACAAAAGUGGAAAUACAUAUAUUUAUCUGCAGGUAUCCGACGAAGUUAAAAAGUCCUUCCAAACUGAUUUGCUACAAAUUGAGAAGAAGAAGGAAAAAAUAAAUAAAGAAUUGAAUAAAAUGAACAACAUGGUUUCUGGAUCGACCUAUAAAAUUAAUGCUUCCUUAGAAAAGCAAGAAAUUCACUCGAAAAAGAUAUCAUCUCUGCAGGAGCAAUUAGUACGAUUAGAAUAUUUUCAAAAUAUUGCAAAAGGAUCAUAGUAUUGUCGAAUUUUGUAAAUAAUAAAUUAUAC